AUGGCGGACCCACAGGAGAAAGUAUACAUAGAAUUCGACAAUUACAAUUGGGAUUCCUUUAAAGAAUUCCAAGAGGGUCUUUCAGAGAUCCUAGAGAGCCAUUUAGAGCAACUAAAGGAGUCUGAUCCUUCUGUGGACAGAAUCCCAGCACCUCAGAAACAGCAGCUCAUUGACCAAGCCAAGUCAUUUUUCUUUUGCUCCCACACUGGUAACAUUCUAAAUCUUGAUGAUUUUUAUGCAUGGAAAAGAAACAAUGGGGGUAAGAUUACGUAUGUCGACGAAACUGAAGCCGAAGCUACACCACGCGACGUCCCAGACCAGGUCCCCUACUCCAAUAACUACCAACAUGUAGUUGACCUUAUCGUUUCAGGGAAGCCCGUGCCUGGAAUAAAGCACAUUCCUGAUACUGUUCUCACCGAGCAGAGUUCCAAGUCUGAAGCCCCGAUCAGACGUAAACCUUGGGAAACAGAUAAAGAAGCACUGGAUGCUACGGAAUUGCUGGAGAACAUUGAAAAAUAA
Molecule: messenger RNA, 519 nt
Organism: Candidozyma haemuli
Lineage: Eukaryota; Fungi; Ascomycota; Pichiomycetes; Serinales; Metschnikowiaceae
Exons: 1
Coding region: 1-519 (172 amino acids)
Source: RefSeq, a predicted model, not a curated record